Messenger RNA from Striga asiatica, 6387 nucleotides. The record is from the annotation of a GenBank genome assembly. Lineage: Eukaryota; Viridiplantae; Streptophyta; Magnoliopsida; Lamiales; Orobanchaceae.
AUGGUGGGUUCCAAGAUGAAGAAAGAAGAUGUAGUUCCUGGUUUAAUCGACAUAGUCCUCUCUUGGUCCUUACCUGAUAUAAUGACCCAACACCUUUACGGAGACAAGUUAAAUCCGAUCCCGGACACUUUCACCUCUGCGAAACAUUACCUGAACUCGUUCGUGCUCCCACUCAUCGAGGAGACACGUGCCGACCUUCGUUCGUGCGUGGAGGGCGUGCACUCGGCCCCGUCUCGUAAAAUACACGGCGUGAAAAUGCGCAAGAAAUUAGAAACCGAAACUUCCAAGAACUCCUUUCUGUACCAGUUGACUCUGGAGAGGAGCAUAAACCCGGGGGCCUACGAACCCUCGUGCGGGGAUCUGAUCGCGCUAACCGAGAUGAGACCAAAUUGUGUCGAUGACUUGAACGGGCGUAAAAGACAGUAUCUCGUUGCUUUCGUUAGACGUGUACUGUAUGGAGGCAUUGUCAUUACUGUCCUGUCCUCCCAACCCAUUUCCUUCCAGAGAAAGCUGGACCCGCUCUUUGCCGUUUAUCUUACCAAUUUAACGACCAACAUCCGAAUAUGGACUGCGCUGCACCCGGGUGAAGGAGCGAAUAUGAGGAUCAUUAACUCCGUGCUCUGUGUUAAUCCAUCUAUAGAAGAGAAGUGCACUAUUUGCUCCUCCAAUGAAAGGGAAGCAGCUGAUUUGCUCGGUCUCAACGACUCCCAGCGGAAUGCCAUUGUGGACAGCCUGGCUUUAGCAGAAUGCCGCCACCUCAACACCGUGAAGCUUCUGUGGGGCCCGCCAGGGACUGGGAAGACGAAAACAAUCGCCACGCUGGCAUCUGCCCUGCUCAAGAUGGGGAAGAGAGCGCUGGCGUGCGCCCCGACCAACGUGGCUGUCAUGGGAAUCGCGAAGCGACUGAUGACCUGUCGUCUAGGUGGGGGGAAUAAUAAUCCAGUGCAUGCCGCGUACGGUAUGGGGGACGUGGUUUUGUUCGGGAACGGAAAGAGAAUGAUGAUAGAUGAGCACGAGGAUCUUCACGAUGUGUUUCUCGAUAGCCGUGUGUCUGCACUGAUUAAGUGUUUGAACCCCUUGUCCGGGUGGACGGGUAGUGUUGAUCAGAUGGUGGGCCUACUUGAGUAUCCAAGAGAACACUACCGACAGUACUUGGCCCAACAGAAGCCCAAAAGUGAUGAUGAUAAGGAGAAAUGUGACGAAAAGGAAGCAAUAUUGAAUGUUCAAUUGACGUUUGAGGAGUUUGUAAUGAAGACUUUUGCUGCUGUUAGAGACCGGUUAAUCUUUUGUAUAACAGGGUUUUGUACUCAUUUACCGACGUCUUUUCUUCCUCCGGAGACCGUAAAGAGAAUGAUUGAUAUUCUUGACAUGCUGAAACAGUAUAAUGCUUCCCUGCAUAAUGCGGAUAAAGGCAAUAAAGGGUGUUUGGAGGAAGCUCUGAUCAGGAUAAAGUGCCUGAACACACUGAAGUUCCUUAGAGAAUAUCUCCAGGUCCCGCGUCGUAAAGGAUAUCAUGGAAUGAAGAACUUUUGUCUGCAAAACGCGUGCUUAAUUUUCUGCACCGUCUCGAGCUCGGCAAAGCUGCACACGAAAAAAAUGAAACCGUUUGAAAUGGUGAUAAUCGAUGAAGCUGCACAGCUUAAAGAAUGUGAAUCGUGUAUUCCAUUGCAGCUUAAUGGAGUCCGGAAUGCCAUACUUGUUGGCGAUGAGAAACAACUUCCUGCAAUGGUCAUCAGCAAGACUUGUGAGAAAGCGGGUUUCGGGAGGAGUUUAUUCCAGAGGCUUGUGAUGUUAGGGCACGGCAGGCAUCUGCUUGACAUUCAGUACAGAAUGCAUCCAUCCAUAAGUUUGUUCCCGAAUAAGGAGUUCUACGGGGAACAGAUUACGGAUGGCCAAAAUGUCACUGAAAAAGCAUACGAAAAGUGCUUCCUAAAAGAACAACAGUUCGGUUCGUAUUCUUUCAUUAACGUGACUCACGGGAGGGAGGAGUUUGAUAGAAGGCAAAGCUGGAUAAAUACAGCAGAGGUGUCUGUGGUGGCUCAGAUAGUCUCCAGACUCAAAUGUCGUAACUCAAAGCAAAAGGUCCGAGUCGGAUGCCUGUCUCCAUACAAAGGCCAGGUUGCUGCAAUUCAGGAAGCACUUGGAAAUACAUACAGCACAGACCCAAAACACGAGUUUUCAGUUAACGUGCGCACGGUUGAUGGAUUUCAAGGUGGGGAAGAGGAUGUGAUCAUAAUCUCGACCGUUAGGUGCAAUAGGAAUGGAUCUGUUGGCUUUCUCGACAAUCAUAACAGGACAAAUGUGGCCUUGACUCGAGCAAGGUACUGUCUGUGGAUAAUAGGCAAUAGCUCAACUCUGUUAAACAGCGGCUCAGUUUGGCAGAAGUUGGUUAUGAACGCGAAAAAUCGUGGCUGUUUUUAUAAUUCUUAUGAGGAUGUGGACUUGGCUAUGGGGGUUGGUGACGCCUUAAUUGAGCUUCGCCAGCUGAAUUCGCUGUUCAGUACGGAGUCUGUACUGUUCAAAGAGGCUAAGUGGAAGGUUUGCUUCAGUCGCGAAUUCCAUCAGUCGAUUAGUAGAUAUCGUGACUUGGGAAUCCUCAAAGAAGUGUUUGCUCUACUGGUGAAGCUUUCGAACGGGUGGCAUCGGAAGAACAAAGUCGAGACAGGUGAGGACACUUGUCAGCUUCUGGAAUUGUGUGAUGUCAAGGGCCCGCUAAAACUGAUUUGGACAGUCGACAUUCUCAGAGAAAAUUCGACCGACACGCAAGUCAUCAAGAUUCUUGAUAUCCUGCCGCAAUCUGAGAUAGCAGAAAUGGUGAAAAAGUUCAAUGUCACGUUGGGAAAUUACACCGUGAAUCAGAUGAACCGUUGUCUGUGCAAGCAAACUGAAGGGGAUUUGUUGGUCCCAAUGACGUGGCCAGUUGAUGCGACCUCGGGAAGCAGUGAGCUAGCCACCCGACUAGCCGCUAUCAGCUUGAGGGAUGAUGAGCCAGCUAGACCAGUAAAUCCGAUACCGGACACUUUCACCACAGCACGACAGUACCUGAACUCGUUUAUCGACCCGCUUAUCGAAGAGACACAUGCCGACCUGCAUUCGAGCCUGAUGGGUUUGCAUUCGGCACCAUUGUGCGAAAUAUCCGAUGUGAAAAAGGGCAAAAAAUUCAAUCCUCCCAAGACCUUGGUGUACUCUAUUACAACCUUGAAAAAAGCUGACCAAAAAGCAAGGACUACGUACGAGCCUCAGUGUGGGGAUUUGUUUGCUCUAACAGAGGUCAGACCAAAGUGUGUCGACGACUUGAACGGGCGUCAAAUGUCUUAUGUUAUUGCUUUAGUUAAUGUCGUAAAGGAAGACGAGAUCACUAUACUCUCCUCCAAACCUAUUGCUUUUGAAAAAGCAGAUGAGGAAAAUGGCAAGAAGGGGCCCCCACUCUUUGCUGUGUAUCUUGCAAACUUGACGACAAACCGGCGCAUAUGGAACGCGCUGCAUCCGGACGAAGGAGCAAAUAUGAAAAUCAUUGAAUCCGUCCUCAAAGUUUAUCCAACAACAAAAGAUAAAUGUCCCAUUUGCCCCUCAAUGAUGGCAAUAACUGCUGCUGCUGACUUGCACGGUCUCAACGACUCCCAACGAGAAGCCGUCAUCGACAGCCUGGCGCUGGCACAAUGCGGUCACCGGAUCACAGUGAAGCUGAUGUGGGGCCCACCAGGGACCGGGAAGACUAAAACGGUCGCCACCCUCGUAUCCGCCCUGCUCAAAACAAGACACAGGACAUUAGCCUGUGCGCCUACGAACAUAGCUAUUAUCGGAGUCGCAAAGAGGCUGGUGACCUGUCUGCUUGGGAUAAAUUCAAUUCCAGCUGGGCAUGACACGUACGGACUCGGGGACGUGAUCCUGUUCGGAAACGGGAAAAGAAUGAAAAUAGACGAGCACGAGGAGCUGCAUGAUGUAUUUCUUGAUGACCGUGUGUCCGUAUUGGCUAAAUGUUUUGCCCCGAUAACGGGAUGGAAGGGCAGCCUGAAUGAGAUGAUCAACCUACUUGCGGACCCCAUUGGCCAGUACCAAAGGUACCGAGAUGGCGGAAGUGAUGAUGAAGAGGAUGAUGCAUCCAAGCCAUCGAGCGGGUGGUUGAGUUGGUUUUGGAGGAAGUUAAUCAUUCAAGAUGUGAAGGAAAUGAAGAAGAAGAUUCCGCGACCCCAGAAAGUCGAUGCACAGUACUGGACAUUCGAGGAAUUUGUUACAAAUACAUUUAUAGCCGUUCGAGAUCGUCUAAUCGAUUGUGAAGCUGGGCUGUCCACUCAUCUCCCUACUUCAUGUCUUUCAUUGGAAAUUCUUAAGAAGAUGAUUGAAGUCCUCGACAUGCUCAGAUUGUUUGAAACUCACCUGCUUAUAAAUGCGGGUUUUGGCAACAAUCUUCAUUUUGAGCAAGCUUUGGUCGGAUCAGAAAAUGCUACUUUGUGUAAGAUAAGGCUAGAGUGCCUGAAUGGACUGAGAUUCCUCAGAGAAAAAUUCCAGGUCCCUCUACUUCAAGAAUAUUUUGCAAUCAAGCAGUUUUGCCUGCAAAAUGCGUGCUUAAUUUUUUGCACCGUCUCGAGCUCAGCCAAGUUGCACACGGAGGGAAUGACACCAUUAGAGCUUGUGAUAAUAGAUGAGGCUGCACAGCUCAAAGAGUGUGAAUCGUGUAUUCCCUUGCAGCUUAACGGAGUCCGACAUGCCAUUCUCGUUGGUGACGAGAAACAACUUCCUGCAAUGGUCAUCAGCAAGAUCUGUGAGAAAGCUGCCUUCGGGAGGAGUUUAUUCGAGAGGCUUGUGAUGUUAGGACACGGCAAGCACCUGCUCAACGUACAGUACCGAAUGCAUCCCUCCAUAAGUUUGUUCCCUAAUAAGGAGUUCUAUGCGAAACAGAUUAGCGACGGCCUAAAUGUCACUGGAAAAGCUUAUGAAAAGCGGUUUUUGAAAGAAAAGCUGUUUGGUUCAUAUUCUUUCAUUAACGUGACACACGGGAAAGAGGAGUUUGACAGUCGGCAUAGCCGGAAAAACGUAGCCGAGGUGUCUGUGGUGGCCCAGAUAGUCUCCAGACUCAUCGAUGGCUUUCAAGGUGGUGAAGAGGAUGUGAUCAUAAUCUCGACCGUAAGGUGCAAUGGAAAUGGAUCUGUUGGCUUUCUCGACAAUCAUAACAGGACGAAUGUAGCCUUGACUCGAGCAAGGUACUGUCUGUGGAUAAUAGGCAAUAGCUCCACUCUGUUGAAUAGUGGCUCAGUUUGGCAGAAGUUGGUUAUAAAUGCAAAAAACCGUGGCUGUUUUUAUAAUGCUUACGAGGACGUGGACUUGUCGAUGGCUGUUGGUAAUGCCUUAAUCGAGCUACGCCAGCUGGAUUCGUUGUUUAGUAUGGACUCUGUACUGUUCAAAGUGGCUAAGUGGAAGGUUUGCUUCAGUCGCGAAUUCCAUCAGUCGAUUACUAGAUAUCGUGACUUGGGAAUCCUCAAAGAAGUGGUAGCUCUACUGGUGAAGCUUUCAAACGGGUGGCGCCAGAAGAACAAAGUCGAGACAGGAGAGGACACUUGUCAGCUUCUGGAACUGUGUGAUGUGAAGGGCCCGCUAAAACUGAUUUGGACGGUCGAUAUUCUCAGAGAAGAUUCAACCGACACACAAGUCAUCAAGAUUCUUGAUAUCCUGCCACAAUCCGAGAUAGCAGAAAUGGCGAAAAAAUUCAUUGUUAUGUCGGAAAAUUACACCGUGGGUCAGAUGAACCGUUGUCUGUGCAAGCAAACUGAUGGGGAUUUGUUGGUCCCAAUGACAUGGCCAGUUGAUGUGAAGGCGGGAAGUGGUUAUUCAAGUAGUGAGCUGGCUACUCAACUAGAAGCUAUUGGUUUGAGGGCAAGUGGUUAUUCAAGUAGUGAGCUGGCUACUCAACUAGCAGCUAUUGGUUUGAGGGAUGAGCCAGCUGGAUCAUUCACUACAAGAAGCCUUUUUAGUUCUUUGGUCAAGAUGAAAUGGCCUGUUAAUCCUCAGCAGCAACUUUUUGUUUCUUUUUCUGCGAGGCUGCAUAUCGCCCCACCGUUGAAAGUUGCUUCGCUGUCCAGCAUCACUGCGUUAAACCUCGCCGUAAGUACAUUUCUUGAUUUUCUAUUUUCUUUGCCAAUUUUAUUUUGCCCUUCUCACUUCUCCCUCUUUUCUCGUGAUUAUAAUAAUGGUGGUUGCAUAUUUGGUUGGAUUUUCUUUGCCCUCUUGCGAGAUAAAGUGAAAUCCGCCCGGUCCCCGGUUGUUCUUGAACAAAUCCAGUGCUUCCAGUCGGUAAACCCUCCGUUUCUUGAGUUAAUUGACGGGUUUCUUUUCUUUUCCCUCUCCAGUAUAAUAUUGCGAAUUCUUCUUUUUAUCUCCGGGACAAAGUGA